AUGUCCCCUAAAAAGGAGAGUCAGUCUGAGGAGUCCAACUUGACGUCCCCUCGGAUCAGCAAGGGCUUGGCGCUUCUGCAAAGCAUGGCCAGCCGGGGCUCCCAGAACACAGAGAUGAAGCGGCCAAGAAACCAGAACGGCCUCAGCAAGUCAGCCCAGGCCAUCAGCAACUACUACCGAAAGACGUGGACAGGGUCCCUGCAGCCAACAGAAAGCCGGACCCCAGCAUCUGCAUCGCGGCGGCUGUCUCACUUUUGCUUCUGCCAGAGCCAGUCCAAGCGCCUUGCCUGUCCUGAUGGCUUUGCAUGCAAAAUAGAAGAACUGAGAAAAGCCUUUCUCGUGAGGCCUGGCUGCCCCCAGUUCAGCACCAGGGCCACAUCCAUGUCUCAUAUGGGUUCUGCCACCACGGUCGAUCUGCCAAGGGACACGUGCGUCAGCCCUGGGAGCUGGAAGUUAACUGAGGACCAGCUCCUGGACAGACGGGGCUCAGCCGUGAGUGUGGAUGGGCACCUCAUUCCAUUCAGUAAGAGUGCCUGUGAGCUAAAUUACCCACACCAGGAGAGCGAGCCUCCAUCUGUGAGUCCCUCCACCAGCAGCUCAGUCAGGAGGUCUCAGAAAACCAGGAUGCCCUGGUACAUCUCAGUCAUCCAUGAAAAGGAUCAGUCCCUGCUCAUGCUGGAAGGAGAGCUCCAGCGCCUCUCAGAGUUGGAGGCCCAGGUGCAGAAGAAAGACCAGGAGAUCUUGGCACUCCAGAAGGAGAGGGAGGCCCUGCAGGAGGCCCUGAGGAGCCUUCUCAAAAGCAAAGGCCCAGACACAGCUGGGCCCGCUAUAAGGAUGAUGCAAGAGGGAUAUGGCAGGAUGGAGCCCAGCAGGGAAAGGCAGACACAGCUGGAUGGCUUUCUGGAAGAAAAGAGCUCUGAGGGGUUACCUGAGGAGACUCUAAUCACCACCGUCAGGGGCAGGAUGGGCGGGAAGGGGACUGGGCAGGAGGGCAAUGAGGAGGGGCAAGAAGGAGCAGAAGAGGCGGAGGAGGAGGUGGUGGAGGAGGAGGAGGAGGAGGACCAGUACCCCAAGAGGGCAUACUGGCUGACUGAGUCCUUCGAGGAGGAGCUGAUAGCCCAGAUGGAAGAAUAUGAGCACAUGCUGGUGGAGUUUCAGACCGAGCUGGAUCUCACCAGGGCCAAGUACUCCCUUGCCACAGGGGCCAUCAUGUCCUUACAACGACAAGUGGACCUUCAAGAGUCUCAGCUGCAAAAGGUCAACACGGAAAACGAGUUAUUAGAGAAGGAACUACGGGAACGAAAGCGGCAGAUACAGGCCAUGACUGACAAGUUCUCCAGCCUCCGGGAGGAAAAGAAACAGCAGGAGAUAAUGGGGCUCAUUGAGAAGGAGAACCUUGGCCUCCGACAGCAAGUGUCAGACUUGGAGAGAGACCUCACCAGGCGUGAUGAGACCAUCACAGACCUGCACACCAAAGUCACUGAGCUGCGGGCUCAGGUCAACCUGAGCGAGAAUCACUUGCAACGAUGGAAGCAGUUGCAUAAUGAUCUUCAAGGCAGGAAUGAGACGAUCCAGCAGAUGGAACAGCAGACGCGUGUGAUCCUGGAGAACUCCCAGGCCAGGCUCGAGAAGCUACGGAACAAGAUCAUUCAGGCCGCCUUCACUGUCGUCAGCGGGGCCAAGAACUUGGCCACGGAGAUCUCUGACAACUGCAUCCUGGAUGUUCUGCAGAGGAUCAUCUCAGAGAGAAGUGAUUUCUACAAUCAGCUGAAGCAGAAAGGUGUGAAGGUACCUCCACUGCAGCAGUCUGACAUCUCCCUGCCUACCAAGGCCAAGAAGGUAUCUCCUAAGUAGGCCCAGCCACAGCCUCGGGAUGGCCUGCCCUGCAGAGGCCAGGGCCCUGCUGGGGAAACCACGCUGUGUAACCUGCUCUAUGACAGAAUUAAACCCUGGUGUUGCUCCUUGUUUCCUCUUCUUUCCUGGUACCCACAAGGCCUCAUUUUCUACCGCCUGAACUACCCAGACAGGCUCCAGUCCACAGCUCCCUCACUUGGGCC
Nannospalax galili (Upper Galilee mountains blind mole rat) is the source of this 2057-nucleotide messenger RNA. It is a transcript of the gene Ccdc27, whose product is annotated as coiled-coil domain containing 27. The record is from RefSeq and is a predicted model, not a curated record. Bases 1 to 1854 code for a protein of 617 amino acids. The transcript has 11 exons. NCBI's taxonomy places the organism in Eukaryota, Metazoa, Chordata, Mammalia, Rodentia, Spalacidae.